UGGCACAAGGACCCCUCCGCCUCUGCCGGACGUGGGGGGACUCCCUGCCCCUCUGGGCCCCCCCCGUAGGCGGGGUCGGGGUGGGGGUCGCCCCAUCCGCUGCGGGCGGGGCUGUGCCGCCUGCGUGAGCGGUUCGUGCAGCCCGAGCCCUCAGCCCCGUCCCCAGCCCCUGUCUCCUCCGCUUCCAGUCGCCUGAGCCCACAGACACUGAGCACCUGCUGUGCACCAGCCAGGUGCUUGCUAGGCCCUGGGGCCACAGUGGGGCACAGGGCAUCCCAAACCCCCUCAUUCUGGCAGGAAGACGCCCGAGGAGCAAGUAAAUAUAAGAAAGUAGAUGGUGGAGAAAAGGAAGGCCGGGAGCGGUGGUGAGAGCCGGGGCUGCACUGAAGCCAGAGCCCAGCAGGCAUCGUUUACAUGACUUUUGGGUUUUCUUUCUUUCUUUUUUUUUUAUUAUUUGUGGCAAAAUGUACCACCUUAACCAUCUUUAAGUACACAGUUCAGUGGCAUAGAACACGCUCAUGCUGUUGUGCGACCACCCCCAGCACUGUCUGCAGAAUCUUCCAUCUCCCCACACGGAGACCCUGUCCCCAGGAAGCACUGACCCCCUUCCCCCCGCCCCACCCCUGGCUCCCACCACCUCCUCUGUCUCUGUGGACGGGACUCCUCUGGGGACCUCCUGGGAGUGGGGUCCUGCAGGAGGCGUCCUUCUGGGUCUGGGUCCCCUCCCUGAGCCCGGCGUCCUCGGGGUCCGUCCACGCGGGGGCAGGUGUCGGGGUCCCUUCCUUUCUAGGGCUGGAUCAUAUUCCGGACAUGGAUGGACCGCAUUGUGUUUAUCUUUUCAUCCAUCGAUGGAUGCUUGUGUUGAUUCCCCAUUUUAGCGAUUGUGAAUGGUGCUUCUGUGAACAUUGGGUGUGCAAACGAGGGGACUUUUGAGCUGAGACCUAAAGGGGGUCAGGGAGGAGCCAUGUACAGCCCAUGCACAGGUCCUGAGGCAGGAUCAGGCCUAGGCCUGGUGUGUUGGAGAUCUUCGACCCGCCUGAGGAGUUGGAGCGCAAGGUGUGGGAGCUGGCACAGCUGGUCUGGCAGUCCUCCAACGUGGUGUUCCACACAGGUGCUGGCAUCAGCACCGCCUCGGGCAUCCCAGACUUCAGGGGCCCCCAUGGCGUCUGGACAAUGGAGGAGCGGGGCCUGGCCCCCAAAUUCGACACCACCUUUGAGAGCGCGCGGCCCACGCAGACCCACAUGGCACUGGUGCAGCUGGAGCGCGUGGGCCUCCUCCGCUUCCUGGUCAGCCAGAAUGUGGACGGGCUGCACGUGCGCUCCGGUUUCCCCAGGGACAAGCUGGCGGAGCUCCACGGAAACAUGUUCGUAGAGGAAUGUGUCAAGUGUAAGACGCAGUACGUCCGGGACACCGUAGUGGGCAGCAUGGGCCUCAGGGCCACAGGCCGGCUCUGCACUGUGGCCAAGGCGAGGGGGCUGCGGGCCUGCAGGGGGGAGCUGAGGGAUACCAUCCUGGACUGGGAGGAUGCCCUGCCUGACCGGGACCUCACUCUUGCUGACGAGGCCAGCAGGAACGCAGACCUGUCCAUCACGCUGGGCACCUCCCUGCAAAUCCGGCCCAGCGGGAACCUGCCACUCGCCACUAAGCGCCGAGGAGGCCGACUGGUCAUUGUCAACCUUCAACCCACGAAGCACGACCGCCAUGCUGACCUGCGCAUCCACGGCUAUGUGGAUGAGGUCAUGACCAGGCUCAUGAAGCACCUGGGCCUGGAGAUCCCUGCCUGGGACGGUCCCCGCGUGCUGGAGAGAGCGCUGCCACCCCUGCCCCGCCCGCCCGCACCCAAGCCCGAACCUGAGCCCAAGGAGGAGGCGCCCACCCAGCUCAAUGGCCCAGCACCCGCCAGUCCCAAGCAGGAGUCCUCCACGGAGCCCUGCACCCAGCACAAUGGCUCUGGGCCCGGCAGCCCCAAGAGGGAGCAGCUGGACAGUCCUGUACCACACAGGCCCCCCAAAAGGGUGAAGGCCGAGGUGGCCCCCAGCUGACCAGGGGGCCCGGGGAGGGUGGGGCUUUUUGUAGAAACCGUGGAUUCAUCUUUUCUUAUUUGUCUCACUUUGUUACUCGUACCUGCCCUUGAGGGUGGGAGAGGGUGACCUCAGGGUGCUGAUUGCUGGGCUCCAGGCCCCGGGGCAGGCUCACUCUCCACUGCCUCUCUCUUUAGCUCUAGGGGCCUCUGGUGUGGGCCUGGGGAGGAGCGUUUUCACCCUGGAAGCUGACCUUGGACCUGACACCCCAGGCACCUGCUCCUCCCCGUGCCCCAGUCCCUGACUCAGGGUGUUCUGGGGAGGUGUGGCCAGGCCCUCCCUAGUUUCCAGCCUAAACAGGAGUUGACGUUCUCUGCCCCCGGGCUCUCACACUCCCCAGCCUCUGCCUCCCCCAAAUCGCCUUCACAGUCCCUCUAGGAGGCAAGCUGGGGCAGAGCCACCAUUACGAAGCCAGACUUCGUGUGGCACAGACAGUAGGGGUUUGCACUGCCUUUGGAACUAGAGGGAGAAACAGGUGUGUCCACCUGCCUUCCUCCAGACUUCCAGAGAAGUCUCAAUGCAAUAAAAGCAGAGAUUCUUGCA
Messenger RNA from Nyctereutes procyonoides (raccoon dog), 2625 nucleotides. RefSeq names its product sirtuin 6 (gene SIRT6). The record is from RefSeq and is a predicted model, not a curated record. The transcript has 8 exons. The coding region runs from base 1174 to 2043 and encodes 289 amino acids. Gene Ontology annotation, molecular function: NAD+ binding. NCBI's taxonomy places the organism in Eukaryota, Metazoa, Chordata, Mammalia, Carnivora, Canidae.